AUAUUUCUGUUUUCAGUUCUAUUUGCCUCGUUUGCUUCACUUUUGUUUGUGCAAACGGUGCAAACCUGCGCGUUUUACUCAUCCUCACUCUCUCCCACACCCUCUCACACUCCACCACUCAAAUCUUUAUCUCUCGCAAUCUCUGAGUCUCUAGAAACACAUGAAGACGAAAAAUCCUCCCAACUCUACUAAAACUCCACCUAUCCCACUCACACUUGAUCCAUUUAAUCAUCUCGCAUUUCACUCGUCCCCAACUGUAGCCAUACUGCACCGAAACGCAGCCAGCACCGCAGCACGCAGUCCGCCUGCAAUCGCAGAAUCGACCGAAAAUCCAACCCGCACGCAAGCUAGACAAGACGCACUGCACACACAAACCUAGCGUCGAACAGAGCGCAGCACAGAACUCCAAAGAGACGGAAAACGUGUGUGUGCACUGUGCGUGCGGCGUGAAUUGAGCUAGGGUAGGGAUUGUGCGAGGGUAGAAGCAGGCAGCAGCGGUGAAGGGCGGUGAAUUUCCAAGUCGAACGCAGUUGCCGUCGUCAUUGCCGGUUGUGAGUUGCGCCAGUAGCGGUGAAAUGUGAAGCGGCCAGAAAAAACACCGAACAUCUCCCUCAGCACACUCACACAUUUCAUACAAAACCAACACACCAGCAACUGCAACACCUCAAUGUCCACGGCAGUAUAAAAUUGAACUGAACACCCAACCGAACGACCUCACACGUUAUUGAAUUUACCGAUAGAUUUCUAUUUUUUGCAACACAAUCAAAAUGUCUUUACAAGAAUUAUCGUCCCCGACCACUCCGCCUAGUUUACAUUCACAUCCGGAGAGUGAUUCCACCGAUCCGCCGAUUGAUGCAUUCAUCGCGGAUAUUCUCCAGUGUGUUACUAAUGAAGAUUCGGAGAUUUGCGCGAGCUGUGACGAUGGCGUCACUGCCACUUCAAAGUGUCGCGAUUGCAGCGAAUUGUUGUGUGAGCCAUGCGUGCAUGCACAUUUGCGCGUGCGUUUGACAAAGGAUCACAAGAUCACACGCUUCACAAACAACAAUGGCGGCUCGCUGGGACUAGUUUCCAAUCAUCAUUCACUCAGUUCUUCAUCAAGAGCUACGAAUAGUCCCUGCAGCACUGGAUCUCUUUUCUGUGAAGUCCACCAUGAACAAAUCAAACUCUUCUGCGAGGAUUGCACAUACCCGACAUGCGCCGAAUGCGCCCUUGUGGAACAUCUCGGCCAUCACUUGAUUUUCAUCAACGAUGCCAUUGAAAACGCAAAGAAUAUCAACUUCAAACUUAUUUCGGAAACUCGCAGCGCUAUGAUUGCCAUCCGUGACGCCAUGAGUCAAAUUCAGCGCGUGAAUGAUUGCGUCGAACUGCGUUCGCAUCAAGCAGUCAAAGAUGUCCACAAAACAAUCCGUCGUUAUAUUCACAUGGUUGAGGAACGCGAACGGGAUCUUUUUAUCCGCAUCGAACGUCAGAGAGUAUUCAAAAGUAAGGCUUUGAUUGCCCAGAUGGAUGGACUGCGCAUUGCAAUGGGUAAACUAUCAAGGACCAAUGAUAUCCUCAGUGAAUGUCAGGAUACUGGUAAUGGACUAGAUAUUAUUUUUGCUAAUGAACGCGCGGAAGGUGAAUUAAAACAACUGAGAUCUCUGCGUGGGAACUUGCAUCCAUGUGAGGAUGAUAUGAUUGUCUUCAAUCCACCAGAUGAUCAAUUACUACAGGCUGUGGGUAACAUGGGGAACAUUGGCACAAUGAUGCCACCUAUCGGCAGGAAUAGAGAAAUUAGAAAUACAAGGGAAGUGAUUCAGUCAACUUACACACCGUCCAUCGACUUGAAACUAGAAAGAGUCCCUAGCACACCAUCUACCACCACGUCAGCCACAAUUGGUAGACCUAUAUUCGGAGCGAGCAAACCAGUAAUUGUUCGUGAUAACGGCGCGAAACCCUCACGUAUCUUUGGUAUUGAAGGCGAGGAGGAAGGAUUCCUCUGCCGGCCAUGGGGCGUAUGUUGUGAUAAGAACGGCAAUAUUUUGGUAGCCGAUAGAAGCAAUAACAGAGUACAAAUCUUCAACCCAGAUGGUACCUAUCGUAGUAAAUUUGGAACGCAGGGAACCGGGCCCGGACAAUUUGAUCGCCCUGCUGGUCUUGCUGUUGAUAACAACAAUCGUAUUAUCGUCGCUGAUAAAGAUAAUCAUCGUGUGCAGGUGUUUACCAUGGAGGGUCUGUUUGUUUUGAUGUUUGGCGAGAAGGGAUGCCGUCCGGGACAGUUCAACUAUCCCUGGGAUGUGGCCGCCAACUCAAUCGGACAGAUUGUUGUUUCUGAUACGCGUAAUCAUCGCGUGCAAUUGUUCAACAGCGAUGGGAAAUACCUGGCUAAGUAUGGUUUCGAAGGGAUGAAUUCUUUGUGGAAGAAUUUUGAUUCUCCGCGUGGUGUUUGCUUCAAUCACACUGGGAGUGUGAUUGCGACUGAUUUUAAUAAUCAUCGUCUGGUGAUUAUUGAGCCGGAUUUCAGCCAUGCGAAGUUUUUGGGCGGUGAGGGCACGGGAUUGAAGCAAUUUUUACGACCGCAGGGCAUUGUCUGCGACGAUGAGGGCCGGAUUGUCGUUGCGGAUUCAAGAAAUAAUCGCAUUCAGGUGUUUCAGAGCAAUGGCGCGUUCCUGUGGACUGUAGGACGCGCUGGGACCGGCGAGGGGGAGAUGGACAGACCCAGUGGGAUCUGUAUCAGUCCGGACGGUAGGAUUAUCGUCGUCGAUUUUGGCAAUAAUAGAGUGCAAAUAUUUUAACGAGUGACACGCGCACUGAAAGAUUCUAGUUCUUUUUUGAUAUUUUUUAAUGAAUCAUUCUCAGGGUAAACAAAUCUCAGGAAUCUCAGGAAUUACGUUUGCAAAGACGAGAAAUUGUAUUUUUGUGCCAAUCUCAAACUUUGGUCAGUAUGUAAGUUACCAUAGACUAAUCAUAUUAGAGAAGACGAUUGAAAAUCACUACUUUUUUAGUGAAAAGAGUUUUAGAUUAAUUCUAGGUUAGCAUAACCACGUGUGCAUAAUAUCAAUGAUUUGCAAUAUUUUGCUAUUUGACAACGCACAAGACUGAUGAAUUUGAGACUGAUGAAGAUGUUAUUUUACAAAGCAAAGAUUUUUCCAGUUUAGCAUAGAUUUAUAUAUUAGAGAAUAGAGUUUACGACGAGUUUUAGGCAAAUUAAGGUGAUGCAUUCAAUGCAUCGAGAUGCUAUCGAGAGGUACCUUGACAAAGCCUUCAAUUAAUUAAAAUGGCGACGAUUUAUACACCAAUUAUACCUUUUCAAGCCUAGAUAUUAACGAAGACUGUUUUUUUUUUAAUACGUUUGUUGUGUUCUGUGAUUUCAUUUCGUUUCGUUUUGAUCUAAUUUUUUUGUACAAAACACAAACACAAAGAUUUUGUGGCAACACAAACCAGUGAUUAUAUAUGAUCAAAUCCAUCUGUCUGGGUUUUCGAUCGUAGGAAAUUAGCGCAAGUUUAGUUACCAAACUGUUUCCAUUGCGAGAAUAGUUUGUAAAUACUGUAGACUUAGUAAUUAUUACAUUGACGUGUUGCAAAUACGAAGAUUGAUCAAUUCUUAUCUGUUAUGAUGUAAUUUACCAGUAAGCAAGUUUUAUGGUGCCCGAUUUGAUUGAAUGAUGUAAUUAUUCAAGAUUUGAUCCAAUGGUGCGAAAAUCAAUGAAAUAUUUUAGGAGACAAGUGAUGUGCACGAUUCGAAAUCUAUAUCGAUAUAGGAAAAGACAACUGUUCGAUAUAAAAUUGAUACAAAAUGAGAAAAAAAUCGUUAGUGAAUAUCAGAAUAGUUGAUAGUAGAUAACUUAUAAGACUGUACUUAAAUUUAAUGAUUUUUAAACCCUAUAUUAUAUAUUCAAACCUAUGGAUAAGCUACGUAUUGAUAAAUCAUUUUUUGUGACGUUCUUUUGAUAACGACAUUUUCGACGAUGAGGAAAGGAGAAUUUAAGACUGAAGUCUAAUGCCACUUAACGUUAGAUAUAGGCCAAGAGAGCGUAAAGCAUUUUGUUGUUUCCGUCGUGAAGCAUUUUUGAAAAACGACUGCGCUGCUAAAAUCGGGUUGACGUUUAUUGUUUGUUGUAUUAGUUUGUAACGAACGUUUACUUUUAGACAUUGUCCACACCACAUCAACGCUGCGAACUUGCCGUGGACUGAUGCUUGAUACAAGUUCGCGCUUUGUUUUUAGUUUGUAGUUGAGACCUACUUAGCAUUACUUAUGUUUAUUCGUAAAUUGCGCGUAAUUAACAAAUCUUUAAGAUAUAUCUGACUCGUGACAUGUAGUCUAAGUAUGCAAUCACGAUUGCCAUUUGAAAAGUGAACUAGUAAUUUGUAAUUACAGUGCAAUUUUAUUCAAUAAUAUGUUCCUACUACCAA
Molecule: messenger RNA, 4392 nt
Organism: Dalotia coriaria
Lineage: Eukaryota; Metazoa; Arthropoda; Insecta; Coleoptera; Staphylinidae
Product: E3 ubiquitin-protein ligase TRIM71
Exons: 3
Coding region: 768-2774 (668 amino acids)
Biological process (GO): proteasome-mediated ubiquitin-dependent protein catabolic process; protein polyubiquitination
Molecular function (GO): ubiquitin protein ligase activity; zinc ion binding; protein binding
Source: RefSeq, a predicted model, not a curated record